AUGACGGCAGAGAUCCAGCAGCCCCCAGCGCAGACUCCUGCCCAGAGCAGCCCGAUGUCUGCCCCGGAGAAGCCCCACGGACAGACUACUGUGAUGGAGACCGCCUCCUCCACCACCUAAAACCAAAAAGACCAACGCAGGGAUCCGCCGCCCGGAGAAACCCCCCUACUCUUACAUAGCGCUGAUAGUCAUGGCUAUCCAGAGCUCUCCCACCAAACGCCUGACGCUCAGUGAAAUUUACCAGUUCCUCCAGAGCCGCUUCCCGUUUUUCAGAGGCUCCUACCAAGGAUGGAAGAAUUCCGUGCGUCACAACUUGUCCCUGAAUGAGUGCUUCAUAAAGCUGCCCAAGGGGCUCGGACGGCCCGGGAAGGGCCACUACUGGACUAUCGACCCAGCCAGUGAGUUCAUGUUCGAGGAGGGAUCCUUCCGCAGGAGGCCGCGGGGCUUCAGGCGUAAAUGCCAGGCGCUGAAGCCCAAUGUACAGCAUGAUGAAUGGCCUGGGAUUCAACCACCUCCCCGAGUCCUAUAACUUCCAGGGAAGCGGCGGGGGCCUGUCCUGUCCGCCCAACGGCUUGUCUCUGGACAGCGGGAUUGGGAUGAUGAAUGGACACUUGGCAGGCAACAUGGAGGGGAUGGGACUGGCCGGGCACUCCAUGUCCCACUUAUCGGCCAACAGUGGACAUUCCUACAUGGGGAGUUGCGCAGGAUCCACGGGGAGCGAGUACCACCACGACAAUUCAGGCUCGCCCCUCCUCACCAGCGGGGGAGUGAUGGAGCCGCAUCCCGUCUACUCAAGCUCGGCCUGGGCUCAAGCGCCUUCAUCCUCUCUGAAUAACGGAGGUUCUUACAUCAAGCAGCAGCCACUGUCUCCCUGCAACCCCGGAGCGAACCCGCUGCAGCCCAGUUUACCCACGCACUCUCUAGACCAGUAUAAUCUUCAUCAGAACGGACACAGUAACACGGACUUGCAAGGUAAACGAACAUCUCCAAAUGAUUACGCAUGCAUUUUACAGUCAGUCAUACCCAAUAAAAUGUGUGCGAAAUAAACACUAGGCCUAGGCUAUAGCCCACUAAUUGCUUUGAACCAAAUAAAAAACUUCUAAAGUAAAUUAUAAACGAGGUGAAGAAAAAUAUGAAAAUAUCUAGGCCUAUGGAGCAUUGCUUCGUAGAAGGCAGAUACAAUCUUAACAAACGAAGAUUGCAUAUAGUAGGACUAUAGCAAUAAUUUAAAGGUCUUUAGGCAGCCUUCGCCUACUGCAAUCAGUGCAGUGGGCAAAGAUAUGGACUGAGCACUGGGCAUGCUCAGUGCAUUUGUUUUCACAUAGGCCUACAACAACUCCAAUAUGCCACAGUUUUUUGCGGAAAAUAUUGGUAAAAAUUAUGGUUCUGUUAUCUUGGAAAUACGGAAAUGGACGCAAGAAACCAUCGUCUAAUUAUCUAGCAAGGAAGUUAAGUAAUUCAGUUUCCUGUCCUCAUUUAACUGGCCAAGGAGUGGGACAACUAACAAACCCUCACUCUGUUUUCCUAAUAAAUUCCUGGAGGUGGUUUCAGGAGGCACGCGGGUGGCACGUCUUCUGGGACAUGUGUUUAGAAUGGUGCCAAUCUAAAGACAAGAACAACAAGCGCAAGCCCGAGCCAGCCAGCUCAAGCCCCGAGGCACACGGUCCUCCGGGAUUCGCGUGCGAGCAGGCCACUGUCAAUUAGUACUAUCCCACCAUCGAGCUCUCCAGACGGUUCUCAGCCCCAAUCAGAGGGGUUUUCCCAAAUUAAAUGAACGAUUGUCUACCCAAAUAAUACGAUGCACAAUAUUACAAUUCACCCUAUAAAUAACCAACUAGGCCAACAUCAAAAAGCUCAGAAGUCACUUUUGAAAAUAGGCCUAUUAUUUUUUAAACAUUUUAUUUCUAUAGACAAAGGUAAAUGUGUUUUAUUAUUAUGGAUAAGUUAGGGCUAUAUGCAAUCCCCCAGUGGCAAUACUAGUUUAUUAUCUUUCCUUUCCCAACAAAUAUGUAUUUCUAACUAAUUUGCUACCACCUUUUCUUUAAAACGCUGGCCUAUAUCCUUUUCGACUUGUGGUUCUUACUAGCCUAUUCAAAAAGACAUCCAUACGGUUUUUGCCAAUUGACAGCAACACACUCACAUUGGGUUGGCAUGCUAUAUGGCAUAAGGUGAUUCAAAAUAUGAUUUACUCUUGUAUCUGUUUUCUCAGGUAUUCCACGGUACCAUUCCCAGUCUCCCAGUAUGUGUGACCGGAAGGAGUUCGUCUUCUCCUUCAACGCGAUGACGUCCUCAACGAUGCAUUCGCCCAGCAGCAGCUCCUACUAUCAUCACCAACAGGUCGCCUACCAGGACAUCAAGCCCUGCGUCAUGUGA
Messenger RNA from Coregonus sp. 'balchen', 2373 nucleotides. The record is from the annotation of a GenBank genome assembly. NCBI's taxonomy places the organism in Eukaryota, Metazoa, Chordata, Actinopteri, Salmoniformes, Salmonidae.